Messenger RNA from Schistosoma mattheei, 995 nucleotides. The record is from the annotation of a GenBank genome assembly. Lineage: Eukaryota; Metazoa; Platyhelminthes; Trematoda; Strigeidida; Schistosomatidae.
UCUUGUUCGAGUGGGCGUUAUGAAAGUUGUGUUGUACCUGGCUAGGCGUGUAGUCAUGUGAUAGUACUGGCGGAUGAAACAUAACAGCAUCUCCAGGAUAGAAGCUUCAGAUUUAGGCGUCACAGCCUCGAAGAGACGAUUCCUUCCAAACAUAUCCAAGGCCUUAAAUAAAUCUCGUCAAAAUGACACUACUAAUAGAUGUCCAAGGCAAGAUGUCCCCAAAACUCGUCCAGAACCAAGGUCAACUAGGUCCUAUCAAAACGAUACUCAGCGUUCGGGAUGCCAAAGUACAAGACCACAAUUUGUUCACAGUUAUUCAAUCUUUGAAACUGGAAUAGGCUGUAUCACUAAACCAGAUAGGAAUACUGUUGAGCUAUGUGAAACAAAAGAAGCUGUUUUGCCACAGACUGAGGCCAUGGAGUUUGCUGAAACAGAAUCCAACUUAAAUCCUCUCAAUCAAUGUGAAGCAUUUGUAACAGAUAUUAAACAAUUAUUUAAAAAUCCUCCAAUUAUAAUGCAUGAUUCUGCUGCUGGUCAAGAGUUUGAUUUAGAUCCUUUUAGAGAUUUGGAUUUAUCUGAUGGAUGGAGUUCUAAAUUUCCGUUUGAUUUAUUCUCCGAUGGUACUACUUCAGGCAGACUAUUUACCUUACAACUACCAGAUAAAUUGUUACCACCGGAUAAUGAGGAAAUAAAAGAAGGUUUAUUCGGGAAAAUACAAUUAUUAGAUAAUCAAGAAGUUCGUCUAGUUGUCGGUGAUGCUCGAUUCAAUUUAUCCUGUCCACGUCCAUUGCCUAUAGCUUCUGAUGUUGUACUUGUGAAUCAGGAUAAUCCUGAGGUCAUUUGUUUGGAGUGUAUAGGUCAUGUAGAACAAACUAUGGCAGCCGUUCCUGACUUGGAAACUUAUGUACAUUUGGGCAAAUAAAUUGUUAAUCUACGUUAAAACUGUACAUAUAAGCAUUCAAUUAAGUGUACAAAUAAAUGUCUGCUGUUUAUCA